GGAGAUUGGCUUUCUCCCAAUCUUUCUCAAUUCUCAACUUUCACACUUUCUUCACAGCAAAGUUCUGCUACUCUCUGUUUCAGAUUGAUGGCUACCAUGCCCACUGUCGUCCCGUCUGCUUCAUCCUCCUCUGGAUGGACUUACGAUGUGUUCUUGAGUUUCAGAGGAGAAGACACCCGCAAAAACUUUACAAGUCACCUUUAUGCCGCCCUGGUUAGGAAAGGAAUCAAAACAUUCAAGGAUGAUAAGGAAAUAAAAAUAGGAGAGGUGAUCUCUGAAGCACUCCAAAAGGCAAUCAAGGAAUCAAGGUCUUUCAUUAUCAUAUUCUCGAGGAACUAUGCUGAUUCGCAUUGGUGCCUAGAUGAACUCGCCUUGAUUAUGGAAGAAUCUCAUGGCCCAAAGGUUUUUCCAGUUUUCCUGGAGGGCGUCGAUCCAUUGGAAGUACAGGACCAGACGGGAAGCUUUGGAGAUGCUUUUGGGGAGCUUGCAAAGGACUGCGACGGAGAGACGGUAAAAAGGUGGAGGUCAGCCCUUAGAGCGUGCUGCUCAACUCUCCGGAUCCGGAUGGUGCUUAAAAGAUUUUUGGUAAUUACUUUCCUCUCGCUAUGGAAAAGCAGGGAUGAAGCGAAGUUGAUUGCACAGAUAGUGGAAGACGUCUCGGGUGGGCUGAGUGAGAUCCUUUCUCCAAACCCUGUGAUAGAGAUCCCAUCGGAGCCAAUUAAAAUUGAGAACCAGCCAUCUACUAAAUCCGCGCUGCUACAGAUGCUUGAUUGCAUAGGUGAUCCACGUUUUAGCAUAAUUGGAGUAUAUGUGUCUGCCACUCCGAAUUUGAGAAGUAUCCAAGACAGUAUCAGUAAGUGCCUUGGAUUACCAGAUAAUAGUGGGGCUGAUGCAUUGUUUAAAGCCCUAAUGAAGAAGAAAUUUCUUUUAAUUUUUGAUGAUGUUUGGUGCAAAUUAAAGCUCAUGGAUGUUGGAAUCCCUCACCCAGUUCUAAACAACAAAGGAAGCAAGAUUCUUAUAAUCAGUCGGAUUCAAGAUAUCUGCACUGAUAUGGAUGCUAGAAAAACAAUAAAAGUAGAGCCAUUAUCUGAUGCCGAAUCAUGGGAGCUCUUUGUUGAUAUAGCUGGCGAACAUGUUGCUGCCAAUGAUAUAAAGCGCUUUGCUGAAAAAAUUGUUGGAAGGUGUAAGGGGCUUCCCCUUGCAAUUGUCAUUGUUGCUCACGCAAUGGCAAAUCGACAUGGAGUUGGGUUGUGGGAGAAUGCCUUGUGGGAAAUGGAGCUCUCAGCCACUGAGAUUCGAGGUAUGAAGGAAGAAGUAUUUGUUCCUUUAAAAUUCAGUUUUGAUAGAUUGGAGAAUGAUAUGCUUAGGAGUCUAUUUCUUUAUUGUGCGUGUUUCUGUGAAGACUAUAAUUUUGAAAUUGGGGGAUACGAGUUGUUAGAUUAUUGCAUUGGAAAAGGAUUAGUAGAUAAAUUAGGGAGUUUGAAAGCUGCUAGAAAUAAAGUCGAGGAUCUAAUUGAGAGCUUGAAAAUUGCUUGCAUGUUGGAAGAUGGAGAUCAUAAAAGUAGUACUGUAAAGAUGCAUGAUAUGAUGCGAGAGCUUGCAUUGUGGAUUACAUCUUCAGAGUACACUGAUAAUAGCAGCCUCAACAAGUUCUUGAUAAGGACUGGUGAAUCAGUUACAGAUUUGUUCAAGGUUAAGAGAAUUGCCUGUACUGGGAAUGCUCAGACGGCUACAAGUUUAGUUCUGUUUUAUUGUGAAAUGUUAGAUCAACAAAUCCUCGGAUCUGAAUGUGUGGAAGGUUUAAGUAAUUUGAGAUACUUGAACCCGGAAGGUACCAAUGUUUCUAUUCCAAUGGGGAUAAUUUCUUGUUUGCACAAAUUGGAGGAAUUGAAAUUGAGUCGAGCAAAAAAAAUAAAUUGGAGGGUGAGUACUGAUCGUAAGGGACAAAGGGAUGAGCAGGAGAGAAGUGGUGGGUGUAGUAGUAGUAUUGAUGACUACUCCAUCAGUAUGAUUGAUAUUGUGGGAUUGGAGCUGAGACGUUGCAGAGUAGUAAGACAAGACGCUCUACAAGCUCUGAUCAAUGAAUCUCAAAAUCUACAGUUCUUAACUAUUGAGGAUUGCCAGGGUGUGACAUGUGGGCGCAUUUGUGAUACCGGUACUAAAUUAAUAAAUUGUGAAGACUUGGAGGAGGUGAUGGAUGGAUUAGUGGUCGACCACCAAUGUCCCAAUGGAUUGUUAAUACUAAUAGAAUUGCCAAAAUUGAAGAAGAUAUGUGUUGGUCUCGCACCAAUAAAUUGCUUUAAUCAACUAAUGUUGAUAGAUAUAGAGCGAUGCCAUAGCUUGAAGAUGGUCUUCACGAAGGAAAUGCGACGACACUCGUUCAAGUACUUGUACAGUAUUCUUGUUAGUGAUUGCGAGAGAAUGGAUGUAAUAAUUGAAGCAGAUGAUGAUGAUGCUAAGGAAGAAGAAGUUGGGGAGUUGUUGGAAGAGAAUAAUAAUAAUAUUAAUGGUGAAGUCAUCUCACUUUUUCCAAAACUCAGAUUUUUCAUUCUAGUAAAUCUACCAACACUAGCAGAGGUGUGCACCAAUCACAUUUUGCAUUGCCCCCUUAUCAAUGAAAUGAAGGUGAGAAACUGUCCGAGGAUAAACAAGGAUCCUCUCCCCAUACAAAAUACGGAUGGUUUACUUGUCAUCAUCGAGGGGGAAGAAAUGUGGAAAGAAGGGAGCAAUAAUAAGGUCGUGAAGAAAAGGAAAUUUAAGGAAAUUCAACCUGGACCCUAA
Messenger RNA from Telopea speciosissima, 2781 nucleotides. Its product is annotated as probable disease resistance protein At1g61300. The coding region runs from base 88 to 2781 and encodes 897 amino acids. Lineage: Eukaryota; Viridiplantae; Streptophyta; Magnoliopsida; Proteales; Proteaceae. Gene Ontology annotation, molecular function: ADP binding. The record is from RefSeq and is a predicted model, not a curated record. The transcript is spliced from 6 exons. Gene Ontology annotation, biological process: signal transduction.